This is a messenger RNA of Humulus lupulus (European hop), 1176 nucleotides long. RefSeq lists its product as uncharacterized. The coding region runs from base 1 to 1176 and encodes 391 amino acids. NCBI's taxonomy places the organism in Eukaryota, Viridiplantae, Streptophyta, Magnoliopsida, Rosales, Cannabaceae. The transcript has 3 exons. The record is from RefSeq and is a predicted model, not a curated record.
AUGCCGCCACAUCAACAACCACCGCCUCAAAUCACUAAACUAGAGGUAUCCGCUGAUUCAUUGAGCCAAUUUAUGAUAGAAACCAGAUCUUCUAUUUGGAGUUUAGAAACACAAGUUGGACAACUUGCAAAGUUAAUGGCGGAUCGUAAUCAAGGGGCUUUACCUAGUUCAACUGUGGUGAAUCCCAAGGAGCAAUGUCAAGCUGUCACUUUGAGGAGCGGGACUAAGUAUGAGGGGCCUACCGUAGAAAACAAGGGUAAGAAGAUUGAAGAUCAACCUGUAACUAGUCCAGCACAAGAGGAGGUUACUGAAGACCUUCCAAAGACAGAAAAGCCAAAAUAUACCGAGUCUACACCAAAGAUUCCUUAUCCUCAGCGGUUCCGAAAGGCAAAUCUUGACAAGCAAUUCUCCAAAUUUCUCGAGGAGAUAUUGUCUAAUAAGAGAAACAUUAAGGAUUAUGAAACUGUGGCUUUGCCAGAAGAGUGUAGUGCAAUAAUUCAAAAGAAACUUCCUCAAAAGUUGAGAGAUUCGGGCAGCUUCACUAUACCUUGCACCAUUGGGAAUUUUUAUUGUGAGAGGGAUUUAUGUGAUCUAGGUGCCAACAUUAAUCUAAUGUCGCUGUCCGUAUUUAGAAGACUCUGUUUGGGGGAAGCUAGAACCACUAUGGUUACUCCAACUGGCCGACCGUUCAUUGACAUACCCUCAAGACCAUUUUUAGCCACUGGUCAAGCCUUGAUAGAUGUUCAAAAAGGAGAGUUGAGGCUAAGAGUGAAGGGUGAUGAGGUUGUAUUUAAUGUGUUCAAGGCUUUGAAGUAUCCUAGAGCAAGUGAUAGUUGCUUUAGUGUGAAUGUAAUUGAGGAACAAUUGUCAAAGAUAAAACUUAUCGAAGAUCUGCUUGAGAUGAGCCUUAUUUCGCAAGGAGUGGAAGACUGUGAUGGCACUGAGGUCAUUGAAUAUGUAAAUUGGCUAAACUCUACUGGACCUAUUUAUAAGAAGAAAUAUGACGAACUUGGACAAGGGCCCGAGAGACCACUACCAUCUAUAAAGAAACCAUCAGUACUUGAAUUGAAAACUUUACCAGAACAUCUUAAAUAUGCCUAUUUGGGUAAGAAUGAUACUCUUCCUAUUAUUAUUUUUGCUUCAUUAUCUACUGUUGAAGAGGAAGAAUUAUUAUGA